Nematolebias whitei (Rio pearlfish) is the source of this 675-nucleotide messenger RNA. RefSeq lists its product as uncharacterized. The record is from RefSeq and is a predicted model, not a curated record. The coding region runs from base 43 to 675 and encodes 210 amino acids. The transcript is spliced from 4 exons. Lineage: Eukaryota; Metazoa; Chordata; Actinopteri; Cyprinodontiformes; Rivulidae. Gene Ontology annotation, biological process: sterol biosynthetic process. Gene Ontology annotation, cellular component: endoplasmic reticulum. Gene Ontology annotation, molecular function: sterol 24-C-methyltransferase activity.
GUGCUCCUCCCAUACAGGAAAAGACAACAAGAAAAACUGAUUAUGUGGGCUGAAAAGUUGGGCAAACAGUUGGGCAACCCCACUCGAUCAUUGGGGGGAUGGUUGGUCAGCAAGCUGUUUAAAGUUCGCAACCAGAUUCUUGAGGAGAAUGCUGUUCAGAUGUUGGAGAUCCAGCCGGGGGACACAGUACUGGAGCUGGGUCAUGGUCCAGGUUUGGGUCUGCAGGCCGCAGCCAAACUCCUCACCGGGCCUACAGGCCACCUCAUAGGAGUAGAUUACUCCAAGUACAUGCAUCAGAUGGCAGCAGAACGAAUGAAGGAACUCAUUGCCAGUGGCAAAGUGACCUUACACCUGUGUGAUGUAGCUGGGAUGCCUCUGGCAGACAACACUGUGGAUAAAGUCUUCCACUGUAACUGCUACUAUUUCUGGCCUGACCUCGGGAAGGCAACCUCAGAAAUACACCGUGUAAUGAAACAAGGAGGUCGGAUGGUGACCACAAUGAGGCUUUCCCAUGUAGCUACUUUGGGAGCAAAGGGAGUGAUGCCCGGAGAGAACUGGCGUCCAGAGGCCUAUAUGGCAGCUCUGAGCGACUCUGGCUUCACUGAUAUCAGGAUGGACGACAAACAACAUGAAAACACAACUUUUCAAGCUGUUUUUGCCACUGCCUUAAAAUGA